CAAUUCAAGCUAGAACAUAUAAAAGGAACGAAGAGCAUUGUUGUACGAGUCAAACUCUUCCUCGUUAUCAUAGCGGAUAGAAGGUGACUGUCGUUUUGUCGUUCAAAAUUAUUUCAACGGUUGUGUUUCUUUCUAGUGUUGUGUUUCUGUAGAUAAAAGUGUUAAAUAUCAAUUUUUACCGUGCUUAAGUGACAUUGAUUUCUUAUAAUUUGAAAAAGCUGAUUUUUAUCACUAUACGAUAAAGAAGUUAAAAAUAACUGGAGUUCAAUUACAUUACAAAAGUGAUAAAAAAUAUAAUUGCAAGGAUACCAAACUCGAAUAUUUGUGAUAAAAUUUGGUAAAGACAGCGGAUAUUAUCCAACGAACUCAUGAUGAAAACUCAACUAAUACUAUUUACAACGCUCUUUGCAUUCGUUUACACAUCUCCUCUACCACAAGUUAUCGAAAACGUUAAGCUUGAUGAGUUGCCGAAAGAUUCAACGAUUGAGGUAGCACCAGAAGAACCAGCGACGAACACAAAUAAUGUUCCAACAGUAACGGAAGCUGCUGCUGCCAUCGACUUACAGACAGAAACACCAACAACUACGGAGUUACCUAUCGAUGCCCUUCCCACCGAACGAAUUGAGACUAAUGAGUCGGAAAAUAAGGUGGAGACCGUUCAAAAAGUACUAGCUGGAAUAACAAGCGAUGUGGAAGUUUCUGAUGUCAAGGAAGAAAUUGUUCAAAUGAAAUCUGAUAAUAUCAAAGAUGAUGCUGUAAAACUGGCAGAUGCUAUUGAACCCGCCGCGGUUGCCUCGGAUGAGGUUGCUCGGGCAACUCGUACUAACCAGGAAGAUGAAGAAAAAACAGACGCUAAUCAAAAUCGAGAUGAGGUUCCCGCUACCACUUUAGCUAAUACCGCCGAAGAACCAGAGCAACCCGAAGCUAAGUCGACUGUAGCUGAAGCAACUUUCGUGGAGACUGCUAAAUCCACAACCGAUGCUGUGACAGAUCCGACGGCUAAACCCAGCGUAACUAUUUCUACCGCUGCAACAGAAGCAAAAACUGAAACUACGACUGCUGCUGUUGUGCCCGCAGUCACCACUAAACCCAAAGACGAUAGUUCAGAAGAAAGUAAUGAAAGCCAAGAAUCAGACGAAGACAAAUCAUAAUCUUUACAAUAAUUAUAACCGCUAAAACGAAAGUUAUUGUGCCAAUUACACUUACCUAUUAAUUUUGAAUCUUAAUCUUACUGUGACCAAUUCGAAACAAGUUUUGCACGACAUACUCGUGAAAUUACUUCUUGUGAAAAGUUAAUUAAUGAAUAUGUCGAUCGCUAAAGAAUAUUCCAGAAGUAAUUUGCAAGAAUGUUUCUAUUUAAAAAAAAUAAUUGGUCGUUUUAGCUAGCAAUAAACAUUUGCUAAGUAUAGUACAUCAUCCAAUAGAUAUCACAGCUAUGAAUAUCAAUUCAAUAACAAUAAACAUAAUGAAUAAACGUUCCUCAAUACAUCGAGAGAGGUAUUCGAUCGACUAACCGAAAAAACUCAUCACACUUGUUAUUUAGUUGAUAAAGAAGCUACGAUCGGGAAAAACCAACAGUAAUUGGAAUAAUAAUUCAGCUUUCCUAUCUGAUGCGUGACGAUUUGAAGUAGGAAAUGCAACUUAAGUAUAGGCAAAUCUACCAUGGACCAUUGCGGCUUUCAAUGCAGCAUUGAAAUAGAAAGAAGAUUGAAGAGAAAGAAGAAAAGAUAAUGGAUCGCAUCAUGUAAAACAAUUCUUGCCUCUCCCUCUAGAAUUCAAACACCUAAUAACAAACUUCUGUGUAGACUGAAAAUUGUGCUAAAUAAAACUACAUGACAAAUGUAAAUGUGAAAUGUAAUAAAGUACAUUGUAAGUUAUUUAA
Malaya genurostris is the source of this 1882-nucleotide messenger RNA. Its product is annotated as serrate RNA effector molecule homolog. The transcript is spliced from 2 exons. The record is from RefSeq and is a predicted model, not a curated record. The coding region runs from base 369 to 1151 and encodes 260 amino acids. NCBI's taxonomy places the organism in Eukaryota, Metazoa, Arthropoda, Insecta, Diptera, Culicidae.